CUAUCAGAAAUUUGACCGACCGGGCUGACACUUCAGCGUGAGAAAUCGGGGGUGUGGCGUGUGAGCGUGUGAAACCAGUCAAAUGCGUGUGUCUCACGGCCAAUGCGUGAGAGUUGGCAGCCCUGCGUUAGUCCAACAUGGCGGCGCACAUAGCAUGUCGUUGCUAUUUACCACUCUGUCGUACUGCAGGAGUAAAGUUGAUUCCACAGCAAGUAAAACUAAGGAAUGUUGUAAUGUGUGACAUUAACAACACGGUACAGCUGAGUGCUGGUUACGGGAGCCGAGGGGCAGACACCACACAGGACACCCAAGUACACAUUCCAGUGGACCGCCUGACGGUGUCUUACAGCAGAAGCAGUGGUCCCGGUGGUCAGCAUGUCAAUAAAGUCAGCACAAAAGCAGAGGUCCGGUUCCAUGUGCAAACAGCAGAGUGGAUCCCAGAAGUUGUUCGACAGAAUAUCUUUGAAAAGAACAAAAAGCGCAUCAACAAGGCCGGGGAGCUGCUGGUGACGUCGGAGCUGAGCAGGAGUCAACAGAGAAACCUUUCUGAUUGCAUCCAGAAGAUUUCUGCCAUCAUAGCCGAGGCCAGCGAGAAGCCACACGAACCGACAGCAGAAGACAUAGCUCUUAGGGCAGCCAGGUUAGAGAAGGGGAACAAGGAGCGACUCAAACAGAAGAAGAUCCAUUCAGCUACCAAGAAGAACAGACAAGUAGAUUUUGACUAAUAGAUUGACCUGUGACCUUUCUACCUCCCAUGAUUGUAUUGUCAAUAAUUACAUGUAAUU
Etheostoma spectabile (orangethroat darter) is the source of this 785-nucleotide messenger RNA. RefSeq names its product mitochondrial ribosomal protein L58 (gene mrpl58). Gene Ontology annotation, cellular component: mitochondrial large ribosomal subunit. The record is from RefSeq and is a predicted model, not a curated record. The transcript is spliced from 6 exons. Gene Ontology annotation, biological process: mitochondrial translational termination. Gene Ontology annotation, molecular function: peptidyl-tRNA hydrolase activity; translation release factor activity, codon nonspecific. Lineage: Eukaryota; Metazoa; Chordata; Actinopteri; Perciformes; Percidae. The coding region runs from base 138 to 725 and encodes 195 amino acids.